Mauremys mutica (yellowpond turtle) is the source of this 2030-nucleotide messenger RNA. Its product is annotated as guanylate-binding protein 1-like. Gene Ontology annotation, molecular function: GTPase activity; GTP binding. Lineage: Eukaryota; Metazoa; Chordata; Testudines; Geoemydidae. The record is from RefSeq and is a predicted model, not a curated record. The transcript has 12 exons. The coding region runs from base 122 to 1936 and encodes 604 amino acids.
UUCGGGUUCCAUCGGACUCGCUCCGUUUCCUGGCUCGGCUCAGAGCCGCCCAGCGCCGCGGGAGGGAGACCGCGGACCCCGAGCGGACCCCGCGGCCCGGGCAGGCCGCCCCCCCAGCGCGAUGGAGAUCCCCAUGCCGGCCCCCAUCUGCCUGGUGGAGAACAGCCCGGCGGGGGAGCUGCGGGUGCAGCAGGAGGCGCUGCGGGUGCUGGCGGAGAUCUCCCAGCCCGUGGUGGUGGUGGCCAUCGCCGGGCUGUACCGCACCGGCAAGUCCUACCUCAUGAACCGCCUGGCCAGCAAGAGAACGGGGUUCUCGCUGGGCUCCACCAUCCAGUCGCACACCAAGGGCAUCUGGAUGUGGUGCCUGCCCCACCCCCGCUGGGCCGGCCACACCCUGGUGCUGCUGGACACCGAGGGGCUGGGCGAUGUGGGCAAGGGCGACGGGAAGAACGACACGUGGAUCUUCGCGUUGGCCGUGCUGCUCAGCAGCACCCUGGUCUAUAACAGCAUGGGCACCAUCAAUCAGCAGGCCAUGGACCAGCUGCACUACGUGACGGAGCUGACGGAGCGCAUCAAGGUGAAGCCGGCGGGUGGGGGCGGCCGAGAGGACAUGAAGGAGGGGGAGGAUUCGACCGAGUUCGUGCGGUUCUUCCCGGCCUUCGUGUGGGCCGUGCGGGAUUUCACGCUGCAGCUGCAGCUGGACGGGCGGGAGAUCACCGAGGACGAGUACCUGGAGAACGCCCUGAAACUAAAUCCAGGCAGCAGCGAGCAGGACCAGCGCUACAAACUGCCCCGCAAGUGCAUCCGCCAGUUCUUCCCGGCCCGGAAAUGCUUCAUCUUCGUCCAGCCGGCCAGCAGGAGGGACCUGGCCCAGCUGGAGAAGCUACGGGAGGCCAAGCUGCAGCCCGAGUUCCAGGAGCAGGUGGCCCGGUUCUGCCACCACGUCUGGGAGACGUCGAAGCCCAAGACCCUCCUGGGCGGCCACGUGGUGACCGGGGCCAUGCUGGGGAACCUGGCGGUGACCUACGUGGACGCCAUCCGCAGCGGGGCGGUGCCCUGCAUGGAGAGCGCGGUGCUGGCCCUGGCGCAGAUCGAGAACUCGGCGGCGGUGGGGGAGGCCGUGGCUGCCUACGAGGAGCAGCUGGGGCGGCCGGCGCUGCCCACGGAGAGCGUGCAGGAGCUGCUGGAGCUGCACGCCCAGUGCGAGCAGGAGGCGCUGCGGGCGUUCAUGGCGCGCGCCUUCAAGGACGAGGAGCAGCAAUACCAGCGCCAGCUGAAGGACAAGCUGGACUCCAAGCUCGCUGAGCUCUGCCGCUGGAACGAGCAGGCGUCGUCGGACCGGUGCACGGCCGCGCUGAGGAAGCUGUCGCAGGAGCUGGAGAAGCGGGUCUGCAAGGGGAGCUACUCGGUGCCCGGGGGCUACCAGCGCCUCCUGGACGACCAGCGGGAGAUGGUGGAGAAAUACCAGCUGGUGCCAGGGAAAGGGAUCAUGGCGGCCGAGGUGCUGCAGCAGUUUCUGAAGUCCAAGGAGACGGUGGCCCAGGCCGUCCUGCAGACGGACCAGAGCCUCACGGACAGACAGAGGGAGAUUGAAGUGGAGCGGGCGCGGGCCGAGGCGGCCGAGCGGGAGGCCCAGCUGAGCCAGGAGAUGCAGGCCAGGACGAAGCAGCUGCUGCAGGACCAGGAGCGCAGCCACCAGGAGCACGUCCAGCAGCUGAUGGCCAAGAUGGAGCAGGACAGGAGGCAGCUGCUGGCCGAGCAGGAGAGAGCGCUGGCCCUGAAACUGCAGGAGCAGGCACAGCUGUUUCGCGAGGGGUGCCACAUGGAGGUGGAGCAGUUGAAGAAGGAGAUUCAGAGAAUGGAGGAGAAGAGAGAGAAGGAGGAGAGAGAGAAGAAGAGACAGAAGAACGAGGGCUCCUCAUGCUCCUUGCUGUAGCCAAUUAGUUCAUUUUAUCAUCUGUUUAUCAUCUGCUAUUUCAUGUAUAAUCAUUGCAUGGUAAAUAGAUUUAAAUGGUAGGAUUAUAGAAAUA